AGUACGUCCCCAACCAGUUCGUCUAUAUACCACGGUCGCUCGUCCAUUGUGUUUUCUCGUCGGUGCAGAAGCGUGCAGCUGGGGAAGUGCAGGGAGAGGGACCAAACGAGUCUAGGGUGUAUUUUUUUUUAUAUUUCUUUGACAGUUUAGCAUUACUGGGGCAGCAUAAUGACAGAUAAAAUGGAUAUGUCUCUAGACGACAUUAUCAAACAGAACAGGCAGCAGAGAGGUGGAGGCCGCGGUGGAAGAGGUCGAGGCCGCGGAGGCUCAGGCGGCGGCCGCGGAGGAGGCGCGGGGCGUCUUGGAGUCAGCGGCGGAGGAUUUGGAGGCCGAGGCGGCGGAUCCGGUCCCAUGAGGAACCGACAGAACCUGAGCCGCGCUAGAGGCAGACCAACGCCUUACAGCAGGCCUAAACAGCUUCCAGAUAAGUGGCAGCAUGACAUGUUCGACAACGGCUUCAGCGGCUUCAAUGGAGCUGCUGGGGGUGGCGGAGGAGCUGGUGUGGAAACUGGAGGGAAGCUCCUUGUCUCCAAUCUCGACUUUGGGGUCUCAGAUGCAGACAUUCAGGAACUUUUUGCUGAAUUUGGGACUCUAAAAAAGGCUGCAGUUCAUUAUGACCGAUCAGGAAGAAGCCUGGGAACCGCAGAUGUUCACUUUGAAAGGAGGGCAGAUGCCCUCAAGGCCAUGAAACAGUACAAUGGCAUCCCACUUGAUGGGCGGCCCAUGAACAUACAGCUCGUCACAUCACAGAUUGACACACAGAGGCGACCCAUGCAGGGUCUGAACAGAGGGGGUGGAGGCAUGAACAGAAGUCGUGGGGGUGGUUUUGGAGGCAUGCAAAGAGGCCGCGGAGGACGUGGUGCAGGCGGAGCCAGAGGAAAGGGUCGAGGUGGUCGCGGCGGUAGCAGCAAGCAGCAGUUGUCAGCAGAGGAACUUGACGCCCAGUUAGACGCCUACAAUGCCAGGAUGGACACCAGCUAAGACAUGAAGCUCCUCCGGGUUGUCACCCCUUCCUGUCUGCACAGAAGGGUGGUUGUUAUAAAUGUGCAGAAUAUUUUACACUUGGUUGUCUUCUGAUGUGAUUGAAAUUAUUGUUCCAGCUUCUUCUUUUAAAUGCUCCAAAGUGUUUUUUACCAGUGUCCCCCCCUCCCUUUUUUCUGAUGAAAAUGGUUUUGGCUGUAGGUUAAUGUGAAUUGGAGUCUCCAAGGUCUUUCCUCUACCCUGUAGUUACUGAGACUUGUAAUAAAACCUGCAGUGCAUAUUAA
Messenger RNA from Xiphias gladius (swordfish), 1265 nucleotides. It is a transcript of the gene alyref, whose product is annotated as Aly/REF export factor. Lineage: Eukaryota; Metazoa; Chordata; Actinopteri; Istiophoriformes; Xiphiidae. The record is from RefSeq and is a predicted model, not a curated record. Bases 169 to 981 code for a protein of 270 amino acids. Gene Ontology annotation, biological process: mRNA export from nucleus. Gene Ontology annotation, cellular component: nucleus. The transcript is spliced from 6 exons. Gene Ontology annotation, molecular function: mRNA binding.